Molecule: messenger RNA, 1631 nt
Organism: Anoplophora glabripennis (Asian longhorned beetle)
Lineage: Eukaryota; Metazoa; Arthropoda; Insecta; Coleoptera; Cerambycidae
Product: protein valois
Exons: 5
Coding region: 41-1072 (343 amino acids)
Biological process (GO): oocyte axis specification
Cellular component (GO): methylosome
Molecular function (GO): protein binding
Source: RefSeq, a predicted model, not a curated record
UACACUAACCUCACAUUCACAUUUUUUGUAAUUUGAGGAAAUGUCGAAUUCAUAUAAUAAUAAAGAGGGUCUAGGAGUGGAUGGAGUUAUUUUUCCACCAAAUAAACCUCUAGAACCAAGAAUUGAAUUUUCCAAAACUCCAGUUAUAUAUGACUUUUUAUUUUUUUUAGAUUUCAAUGAAAAUGGUAAUUGUAUCGUUGGUGCAUCUGAAGUUGCAGGAACAUUUUGGGAAGGUACCUUGCUAUAUUUUAAAGACAAAAACUGUAUGGAAAAUUUUGAUUAUUGCGGUCAUUACAUAUAUGCAACAACAUCGGAUGGAAAAUUUGUAAAGAAUAAUAUUAUUGCUUUAGCAGAAGAUACUGGUAAUAUAAAUAUACUCUCUCUUGAUCUAGAUUCUACAAUAAGGCCAAUCAAUUAUUUUAAAAUGAUUGAGCGAAUUCCUCAGUUAAGCGUUUGGAACAAUUCCUGCAAAAUAUUAAGUUGUUCAGAACGAUCCAUUAUGAUCUGGGAUAUAGAUAGUAUAGAUCGAAAACCGUGUAAAAAUUUUGAUAACUAUCAUACUGAUAGAGUAACCAGUAUAGACACUUUAAAAAAAGAUACGAAUCUGUUUCUUUCUGGAGGAAGAGACAGGAUAAGCUGUUUAUGGGAUUUAAGAAGUCCAACAACUCCUUCAGUGAUAUAUACGAACGAAUUUUCUUCAAUAUGUAGUGUAUCAUGGAAUCAGGAUAAUGAUAAUUACAUAGUUGUUGGGACCCAAGCCGGUGAUGUAUACUUAUUGGACAAAAGAGAACCUAAAGAUUUUGUAUCAGUCCUCCACUGCUUCGAUGGUACCAUUAACAGAAUUUCCUUCAAAAAUUCGUCAGAGUUUGCUGUUUGUGGUGAUGUUAAUGAAGUUUUAAUUGUUAAUAGUAAUAAAAAUUCACUUGAAAUUCUUUAUCGCAAUACAGAACAUAUUGGACCAGUGAAAGACUUAAAGUGGCACGAAGACAUUUUAUAUUCAUGUGGCUUCGGCAAAUGUUUAAUUAAACAUACAAGACAACCAGUUGUUCCUAAUAUUUCGAAUAACAUUUAAUUAUAUUUUCUACAAGUUUUUAAAUAAAUAGCUAGAUUUUUUAUUUAACAACUUUCGACUUAUUUUUUGCACAGUUGAACUCGUUUUUUACUACAUCUAUUUAUAAGGCAGUAAGUUGUUUUUAAGUAUAAAAUUUAUAACUGUCAAUUGAAAAUAAAAUUUAUUUUUUAAAACAGAAGUUGAAGAGAUGUUAGCACUGGCUACAAGUCUAAGUCUCUUGUAGUCGGCAUUCCGUACCAAUGCAAGAAUUAUUAAGUGCGAAUGCCGACUAAAGUAAAUAUAAAGUUUCCUCUUUUUGUGUGAUAUUGAUGAAUUUUAAAAAGAAUUGUGUUAAGGAAUAAAUCAGUUCAUUCAGCAGUUUGUCUGUUGCUAAUAUCUGUCUCUCUUUGAAUAUAUUUGAUGACAAUUUUUUUUAUUGAUUUUUAUAACCAAUAUAAUUCAUUUUUUGUAUUGUCUUUAUCGUUUAUUUUAAAAUUCGUAAUUUGAUACAUAUUAACAUUCUUCUGUAUUAUUUUUCAUCAAAUAAUAAUAGUAAUACAAAAAUGGCAGCAAAAUAGUU